This is a messenger RNA of Dalotia coriaria, 835 nucleotides long. Its product is annotated as tol-Pal system protein TolA-like. The record is from RefSeq and is a predicted model, not a curated record. The transcript has 2 exons. NCBI's taxonomy places the organism in Eukaryota, Metazoa, Arthropoda, Insecta, Coleoptera, Staphylinidae. Bases 1 to 711 code for a protein of 236 amino acids.
AUGGACUCGUUAAAUCAAUCCGCACAUAAUUUAGCAAAGAUCUACGAAGGUGAUGAAGACGAUUCAGACGCACAUACAAGAGCAGGAUUAAGCGGAUGGUUCGCCCGGAAGAAACCCACGACUCCUCCGAAAAAAGAAAACAAAGAUAAGGAUAAAGACAAAGACAAGAAAAAAGAAGAAGAGAAUAAAAAGAAACAAGUACAAACAAGUCAAGAGGAGAUGAAGAAAAAAGAAGAAGAAGCCAAGAAAAAAGCCGCGGAGGAAGCUAAGAAAAAGGCUGAGGAAGCCAAAAAGAAGGCGGAUGCUGAUGCUAAACGUAAAGCUGAAGAAGAAGCGAAGAAAAAACUCGAAGAGGAAAAUAAAAAGAAACAAGAACAGGAACAACAGCAGCAACAAGUUGAGGAAGAUGAGGAGACACCCCAACAACCGGAAACAUCUGUUGCGGAAGCUAAACCUGUUGGUCUAGCUGUUGCAGGAAUAGGAGGAGUUGCUUCUAGUAAACCUGUAGCAACAGCCGUCGUAGGUCCUGGUGGUCUUGCAAUAGCGCGUCCUGUUGGCACCGCCAUCGCAGGAGUUUCCCCUGAUCAAGCACUGGUACCGAUUUACGCGGAAGGUUUUGUCAUGCCCAAACCCUCAGCGACAAAAGACAAGAAACCAUCUCAUUCCACAGAUUAUCUCAAUAAAAUCAUCAGCAAAUAUCAUCAAGUUUAACUAUAAUGCUCACAUAAUAUUUAUUUAUAUUCUAUUUACUAUUUAUCGUAUAAAAAUAAACUGUUUAAAUUUAUUUUCGAUAGUUUCGUGAAUAAAGUAAAUAAACGCAGCCUUGAAAAAGAAA